CAUCCUAGGUAUGUUCCAUUAAUCCCCUAAAUAAAGGUGUUGCAAGGUUUUUGAGUUUUUUACUAGCAUGAUAAGAGCGCGUUUCCAGUUGAGAACAAGUAAGCACAGAAGAUCUGUCGACUACAACCACCAGGGCUACGCAGGCACAAACCAUGGAAUAAAAUAUAGAUAACGGCCUGCAGCUUGGAGAAAGGCAAAAUUAAUCACACAGUUAUGCCAGGUUAAUCAGAGCAAAGACAACACUCCAAAAGCAGAACCAAGUGUCAGCAAUCCAAUAGGAAUCUCCACAGCUCCAUAUAUAUGCCACUGCCCACACACCACCUCACCCGCCAUUGAAAGAGCUUGCGGACACACAAACAGAAUCAGUGCAACAAGAUCGAUCAGCUGGCUCCACGAGCCAAGACGCACGCCAUGGUGGUGUCCUCCGCUGCGCCGGCGUGCCGGGACAUGGCGCCCUCCCUCGGCAUUCCGACGGUCGACAUGUCCGCGCCAGCGGGGCGCGCGGAGCUGUCGCGGCAGAUGGUCGAGGCGUUCGCGGAGCGCGGCUUCUUCAAGGCGGUCAACCACGGCGUGCCGCCGCAGGUGGCCGCCCGGUUGGACGCGGCCAGCGCGGUGUUCUUCGCGCAGCCGGCACCGGAGAAGCAGGCAGCCGGGCCGCCGGACCCCCUGGGGUACGGAAGCCGGAGCAUAGGGUCCCACGGCGACGUCGGCGAGCUGGAGUACCUGAUCCUCCACACGGACCCCGAGGCGGUGGCGCGCAAGGCCAAGGCCAUCGAUAGGGAGGACCCUUCACGGUUCAGCGAGGCGGUGAACGAGUACGUCCAGGCCGUGAGGCACCUCGCGUGCCAGAUUCUUGACCUGCUGGGCGAGGGGCUGGGCCUCCGGGACCCGUCGUCCUUCAGCAAGCUCAUCUCAGCCACGGACAGCGACUCCCUCGUCAGGAUCAAUUACUAUCCACCAACAGCCGCCGGCGAUGGCGACGUCAAAGGCCCGAGCUCCGUCGGGUUCGGCGAGCAUUCCGACCCGCAGAUCCUCAGCGUCCUCAGGGCCAACGACGUCGACGGCCUGCAGGUGCUCUUGCCGGACGCUCGCGGCGAGGACGCCUGGGUGCAGGUGCCGGCCGACCCUGCAGCCUUCUUCAUCAACGUCGGCGAUCUCCUUCAGGCUCUGACAAAUGGUAGACUGGUGAGCAUCCGGCACAGGGUGAUGGCUAGCACCACCAAGCCGAGGCUGUCCGCGAUCUACUUCGCGACGCCGGCGCUGCACGCCAACAUCUCCGCGCUCCCGGAGACGGUGACCGCCGACAUGCCGCGCCGGUAUAGGCCGUUCACCUGGGCCGAGUACAAGAAGACGAUGUACACGCUCCGCCUGAGCCACAAUCGCCUCGACCUCUUCAAAGUCUUAGUCCACAGUGAUGUCGAUGAAGGGGGUGAUCAAGAAUAGACAAGUUUAAAUCCAUAUCUAAGAUGAUGGUGCAUAUGGUAUAUAGAUGAUUAGAUGUAGAGUUGUAUACGAAAUUUUGUCUCUUUGGCAGCUAUGAACUGCCGAUUUGUUUGUGUUAUUAUUAUCCUGAUGGUAGUAGAAGAAUAACCGACUCAUGGUUGUGCAGAUGUAACUGUGUAGUAGUUCUAUGAAGGUAUGGUCUUGCUUUCU
Lolium perenne is the source of this 1653-nucleotide messenger RNA. RefSeq names its product gibberellin 2-beta-dioxygenase 2-like. Lineage: Eukaryota; Viridiplantae; Streptophyta; Magnoliopsida; Poales; Poaceae. The record is from RefSeq and is a predicted model, not a curated record.